Molecule: messenger RNA, 892 nt
Organism: Podospora pseudopauciseta
Lineage: Eukaryota; Fungi; Ascomycota; Sordariomycetes; Sordariales; Podosporaceae
Exons: 2
Coding region: 1-309 (102 amino acids)
Source: RefSeq, a predicted model, not a curated record
AUGACCGACAAUCCCGAAGACCGGGCACGCUAUAUCAGACUCAAUGUUAUGUUUGAUAUAAGACUGGGUCUAAACAAGGUUGACCAACUAGAUAUGUUGGAAACAACAACUCGUCUAAGUGCCAGAGGGAGCCUCGAACUGAGAGACGCGGGCGAUAGGCUGAUUGCAAGCUCAUUCUGCCUCGAGAGGGAAGGCCCUGUGAUCAAGGGCCGUGUUUGCAAAGGUUCCAUCCGCUGCAGAUUCGACCCCGGGAGCGAUGAUGCCAAAUCCAUCGGCACUGCUUUUCAGCCGUAUCACGCCCGAUUUUGAGCCACAUUUCUUGCUUCAGACCGAUUACCGCCAGCGUAAAGAGUAAACCAAAAAGAUUGCCAUCAGACAAAAAAUGUGGACCGAGAUGUGCAGAAGCGGAAAAUUCGAGGUCGAGGUCGAGAUUGAAAGAGCCUCUUCCGGCCCUGUUCGCCUCUCCAUUGGCCUUCGCGCGCCUACACCAGGCAAAACUUCUCCAAGUUAUUUAUCCAUUAGCGGAUUUCCCAGACGACUAUAUGACGAAACUGUCAGAAGAUCCAUGUCGACUCAACCACAUGACAAUGACUCACACUCAAUGGUCGGGCGAGCAAAUACAUAAUAGAACUUUUUACCUCUGGCCAGACCAGAUGACAGCCCCAUGCUGAUGACCACCCAAAGCACCCCAAGGGAUCUGGAAAGAAGGCCUGCACAGGAAACAUAUGAUGCCUCUACGCUUGAUCGGCCUCGAAGUCGUGCAUGAGCGCGUAUGAGCCGAGGAGUUGGAUAUAGGUGUUUUUUUCAGCCUUCUCUAAGGUCUAAUCGAGUUAUCUGCAAGGUUAGAAGACUAGUUUCUAUGGAAUAUUGACUAUAUCCCGACAUAUAGCGA